UCGACCACGACCUUGCGGUCAGCAGGGUGGAAUUCACCCAUAUAUGUGGUGUACCGGAAACGAAGAACCUCAUUAUUCUUGGGCGGCACGAACUUCUUUGCGAAUUCUGGCGGGUGUUAGUACCACAUACUCUCAGCAGCAUGACUCAGAGGCACGUACUCGAAAGCAAUGGCAUCUCCCACACGGCAAUACGUGCGUAUUCUCUGUACUCGCGGUGCUCCUCCAGCUUGGCGUGACCCAUAGCCAUCAUGUCAUUCUCCUCAAAGUCGUCCUCCCCAACCUCGUCGGUGAUCAAAUCGGUGUCCUGCUCUUCCUCGUGCCAGAAAGAGUUUCUCCUAGCACGAACAGGUGCUCUCAGAGGGGCAAACUCCUUGUCAAUUUCUUUGACAAUCUGCUGCUCCUCCAUCUUCUCCUCGUUUGGCUUGUUCUCCCAGCUCGCCAGGGCCUGCUGAACGGCAGCCCGGUCGGCCUCGGCCAACUCGUCGUUUUCCAGAGAGUACCUCAACUGUUCGCCCAAAUCUUGGAAGACCUUGCCCUCGUAUGGCUCAGGAAACUCGAAAUUGUUGCUGGGGUCUUUCCAGCCCUUUUUGCGACCUGGGCGAGCGCAUUGCGGGGCGGUUGUGGUCAAGGCCCGGCGCAGGAGGGGGGACGCUGCAGGUCGUACUGAUAACUGUCUGCUAGCCCGGAGGCAUAGCCGGAGAGAAUUGGCGGCGGAAGCCAUCCCGGGAAGUUGGGGUCGGUCGGGAUCGGUGGAAGGGUGCUUACACGGGGGGCUUCCACUGCACGGCCGGAACUUCUCGUCGCCAAAAAUUUGGAGUUUGGCCCAGCCGCUCGGUGCUGGCUGAGCUGAGCUUGGCUGAGCACGAGCCACAUCUUAGCGCCACACUUGGACUUGCACAUUCCAAGUUGCGAGCACUUGCCAGUGUUGUGACAAGAGCCCUCAUGGCCAAAUGAAAGAAAUUUCUGCUCUUUGGAUGAGAGCUUAACUUUAUUUUACCUCCUUCUCUUCACUUCGUUCCCAGAAUUUAGUGGAAUUGCAAAGCUAAUAUUGACCACCCUCAGCAUUCGCACUGGCUAGCUCACAGCCACAAGAAACAACGACAACAUGACCACUUCAACUUCCAGGGCCGCUACACCACCGAGUCCUGCCUACUUGGUAGCUGACACCCUCAAUGAGACAGGGGACUCUCACCACGUCGGUUCCCAGCAAAAGCCCGACCCUGAACGUGUGAGGAACCUCUCAAGGUCGUUCGAUAUCGAUAUGAUGCCCGAUAACGAUAACGGGACAUUGCCGGCUGCCAUCACUAACAAGGACGCCACCUGUCCCGAUUCGGACAGGAGCCAAGACAAUGGGCACUACUUGGACCUCACAUCUAGUUCAACAUCAACAUCAACACCCGGUUCUGCCCCUCAAAUGGCCUCGACUGAGGAAUCCCCAGUCCUCUCUGGACGUAACUGUUUUGUCACCAUCGGCUCGAUCGCUUCUUUCCUGCCUCUUCUCGAGCAGGUCAUCACUGGCCCUUUCCUCACUCGCCUACAGGUCGCCGGGUUCAAGAAGUUGACAGUCCAAUGUGGUCCUAACCUUGCUUGGUUUGAGACUCAACUCGAGGCCUUGCGCUCAGGGGAGUUGCUGGCAGACUUGCAGGUGGAGUGCUUCUCCUAUGCUCCUGUUCUGAAGCCUUAUAUGCUGGAAUGCCGAGGCGAGCAAGGCAAGAGCUUGGCAGGGUGCGUCAUUGCGCACGCAGGUGCGGGAACCAUCCUCGAAGUCAGAAGAUAUGGGGCUCCCUUGAUUGUGGUGCCCAAUCCAACAUUGAUGGAUAAUCACCAACUGGAGCUUGCUGUGGAGGUGCAAAGGCAGGGCUGGGCGGUCCAUGGGAAGAUUGAUAACCUUCCCCAUGCCAUUGACAAUGUCCUACAGCUCAUCCAAAAAGGCAGGCUGGACCACCUUCCCCCAUACAGGCCUGCGCCGUUCCCUGUCCCGGAGGCAGAACGCUUCAAGCUCUUCGAUUGGGUGGUACUGACGUGUUAUCCAGAGGAGUUUGAGCGCAAGAAACACUUGCUGCAACUGGAGUCGCUUGACAAGAGACAGGAAACCCGGGAGAAAGCUGGAACUGGGGCUGGCAGCCCAACUCUUGACGCCGCUGUCGAGCCAGCUGAUGCCGCACGGAUGCAACUGGACUAGAAAUCCAACUGUGAUGGCAGCGGUGACAGUGUCGGAAAUUCAAAUUGGGCAGCGCGAUGUUGCCGUUGUGGUGAAGACUAGCAUACCGGACUCGAAGUGCUCUGCACGACUGAGCGAGUCGAUGCGAGAAUAUUGGCACGCUACGCCAGUCAAGGAGAAGUCUGAUGUGAACUGCCCUGUACUGGUAGAAGGACAGGAUUUGGGACGCCAGACAUCACUGCUGAAAGAGCCGAGAUCUCCGGCUGCCACCGACUGCAACCCCGCGGGCAAGCUGGACAAGUUAAUCGACAACCUUUUCUUGUCUCUAGCGAGAGCUCUUUGUUGGUCCUCAGACUGGUCUUUGCGUUGGUGAGGGUACUGUUUCUAAUUCUUGCACGCGCUCUCUUCUGGUCGGGUGUGGUGCUCUGUGUUGGAAUCGCCGCCCCUCUUUGGUUGGAUGGUCGCACUCUAUGCUGGAAUUGCCGCUAGGGCCUACUGUGAUGUUUGGGUACGCUUUGUGAUGGAUCUCGUCAGUCUGGUAUCUCAGUUGGGGAACGUACGAGAGUGGCUAUGAACGGAAUCGAUCAAUUCGAGAGAAGAGAGAGAUUUAAAAUGGAGAGGAGGAAGCACAACACCGUUGAAAUCCGCAUGAGACCGAGGGUAAACACUAGAAGAAACAGACGGGAGUUGGCUGAAUGUGGAUUUAUUGGGAAAGGUCACUGGGAGAGGGCAAUCUAACUGGGCCGGCGGGUCUAGGGAACAGAUUACCGACGCUACAACUGGUAGCUCGAGGGUCCAUUGAUGAACAUGUGUUGGGAGUUUAGCGGGAUGUCGAAGGUAGCUUUGCUCAUGUACAGAGAU
Messenger RNA from Podospora pseudocomata, 3022 nucleotides. It is a transcript of the gene ALG13, whose product is annotated as N-acetylglucosaminyldiphosphodolichol N-acetylglucosaminyltransferase catalytic subunit alg13. Gene Ontology annotation, biological process: dolichol-linked oligosaccharide biosynthetic process. Bases 1106 to 2182 code for a protein of 358 amino acids. Gene Ontology annotation, molecular function: hexosyltransferase activity. Lineage: Eukaryota; Fungi; Ascomycota; Sordariomycetes; Sordariales; Podosporaceae. The record is from RefSeq and is a predicted model, not a curated record. The transcript has 3 exons. Gene Ontology annotation, cellular component: UDP-N-acetylglucosamine transferase complex.